AUGUUAUUCGAUGAAUGGUGCGGUGAUGAUCGCCGCGCUCGCGAACUCAUCCGUGUCUUUGUCCAGACCUAUAAGGGCCAAGCUGACUGUUCCUACCUGACGCCCGAAGAUGCGCUGCGCAAUGCAGCAGCAUUUCGAGUCGCAGGAGAACCCGGGGUCAUUCGCGCUGACCUGCAAGAGAUUCUGCGAGUCUUGCCUGCUGGUGUUAUCGCUCGACUUCGUUCUCAUCCGCUGUGCAUCUGGGUCAACUUGGACAACGGUGUAUGCAAGAAAGGCUGCUGUUGUCAUCACGUGGAUCUUCCCGAUGAGUACAUGAAGUGCAAGUCAAAUUCUGUGGAGAUUUUCGACAUUCGCGACUAUUUGCAGCAGACAAAGGUUCAACCGGCUCAAUUGCUACACGAAAUCUCGCACUGGGUGCACUUCGACAUAGUCCGCAAGGAAUGCAGCGCAUCGCAGAGUAGCAAGUGGAGAUCGAGCUCGGGUCGCAUCAUUAUGCCGGAGAACCAAUGCAUUCUGAAGGAGACGUCGGAUGUAGGGCCUAUCUAUAGCAUCUGUGGCUUUGGAAAUGCCUGCUUAAAUGGCAGAUAUGUGCUGGAUGCAUCAUCUUUGGGAUCAGCUGGCUCCCCGAGAUUGAUCAAAAUACAAGACGGCAGAGAUGUCACAGAAGUAGCAUGCCGAUGCACGGAUCGCACCUCGGCCCGUGACACCCCAGCCCCGGAUCGCUGGCAUUUGGAGGUUGGUGGCCAGGCCCUGGCAUACCGUAUUGGCACAGACUUCGGCGCGAGAGUAUCUGGUUGGUAUGAGUGGCUCAAUGAAGCCUGGUGUCCCACCACAGCCUGUGCCACUGCUGUCUUGAGCAAUGAAGCUGCCACAGCCCAUGUGGAAGGUUUCAGUGAGCGUGCCCUCAAUGGGCUCUUUGUAGAACUGGAGACGCUCCAGUCAGUUUAUGUCCGCAAGUGCACGGAGGCUGAAUUCAGUCAGAGACAACGGACAGCCAGGACGUGGCUCAAGACGGCCGCCAGUGGUCCGGACUUUACAUUGCGAUUCACGAACAGACGCGGCGACAUUGCAGAGCGGACGACUGCACUGCCGUUUGACAGGUGGCACAUCGAAAGCGGGUCGGACUGCAGAGCGUACCUUUGCCAAGCGGAUCCUUGCCGUGGUACCUGGCAUGAGCUAUACUCUUCCCCCACAGACGAGGCUUACGCUUCAGGGUUAAGGGUUUAG
Molecule: messenger RNA, 1227 nt
Organism: Symbiodinium sp. CCMP2456
Lineage: Eukaryota; Dinophyceae; Suessiales; Symbiodiniaceae
Source: the annotation of a GenBank genome assembly